Molecule: messenger RNA, 4764 nt
Organism: Carassius carassius (crucian carp)
Lineage: Eukaryota; Metazoa; Chordata; Actinopteri; Cypriniformes; Cyprinidae
Product: scavenger receptor cysteine-rich type 1 protein M130-like
Cellular component (GO): membrane
Source: RefSeq, a predicted model, not a curated record
AUGAUCAAUGUCAGGAACUACUUUUUGCAAUACAAACAGGUAAUACACACUCCAGACUUGCUGCUGGACCUCAUCUGUGUGCUGGGAGGUUACACAAAAGUCAAACUGGUAAACGGUUCAGACUCUUGUUCUGGAAGAGUGGAGCUUCAGUUCCUCAAUGAGUGGGGCACAGUGUGUGAUGCAUGCUGGAAUAUGAGAGCUGCCAGUGUCCUCUGUAGACAGCUGAAUUGUGGGAUUGCUGUGUCUGUUGUGGGAUCAGACUGGUUUGGAGAGGGAAGUGUUGAAAUCUGGGCUGAUGUGUUUGAUUAUUCCUCUCUGGCUCUUCAUGAUGGUCUGGUGCGGUUGUCUGGAGAGAGACAGUGUGAGGGAGAGCUGGAAGUUUUCCUCCAUCAGGUCUGGAGGAGAGUUCUGCUGGACUCCUGGAGUCUCACUGAAUCAUCUGUGGUCUGCAGACAGCUGGACUGUGGCUCUGUGCUGGACUUCUACAGCUCCUCUUCAUCCAGUCCUGAACACAGUCAUGAGUGUGUGACAGGCUUCCAGUGCUCUGGGAGUGAAGCUCAUCUGGGGAACUGCAGCUCUCCACAAACUCUCAACUGCAGCUCCACACAACAGCUGUACAUCACCUGCCUUGGUCGAGGGUCCAUCAGGCUGGUGGGUUCUGGGGGAGACUGUGCAGGGAGGCUGGAGGUUUUUCACAGCGGCUCAUGGGGGACAGUGUGUGAUGACUCCUGGGAUAUUAAAGAUGCUCAUGUGGUGUGCAGACAGCUGCAGUGUGGAGUGGCCCUCAGUAACCAGCAGGUACCAGCCUGGUUUGGUCCUGGUUCUGGACACAUAUGGCUGGAUGAGGUGGAGUGUGAGGGGAAUGAGACGUCCCUGUGGAGCUGCUCUUCUUCAGGCUGGGGAAAACAUGACUGUAAUCACAAGGAGGAUGUAGGAGUCGUGUGCUCAGAUUUUAAAGAGAUCAGGAUAACUGAGGGCUGUGAAGGGAAUGUGGAGGUUUUCUACAAUGGAUCUUGGGGUAAUGUGUGCUGGAACCAGAUGGACAAAGACACAGUGAGUCUGAUCUGUCAAGAGCUGAACUGUGGAAGAUCUGGUGUCUUGUCUGCUUCUACACCAAGACUGAAAUCAGCUCCUAAAUGGCUGGAUAAAGUUACAUGUCGACCACAUGAUUCAAAUCUGUGGCAGUGUCCAUCUUCCCCCUGGGGACAGAAUGACUGUGGUGAAGAUGAAGUCACCAAAAUCAACUGCUCAGAACAUAAAAGCCACGAGUCCCCUCGAAGCUAUCUGACAUGGUCCUCAUCUCCCCACCAGAAACAGUGUUCAGAUCAUGUUCCUCUCAGACUGAGUGGAGGGGAGGGCCGGUGCUCUGGGAGGCUGGAGGUGUAUCAUAACGCUGUGUGGGGCUCAGUCUGUGAUGAUCAGUGGGACAUCAGCGAUGCUCAGGUGGUCUGCAGGCAGCUGGGUUGUGGAGCAGCACUGAGGGUUGAUGGGAAUUCAGUCUUUGGUGCUGGUGAAGGUGUUGUGUGGAUGAACAGAGUCGAGUGCAGAGGAAAUGAGAUUCACCUGUGGGACUGUUCUCUCUCCCUGAAAAACCACACUGACUGCUCCCACAAAGAGCACGCUGGACUCACCUGUGCAGAUGUAUCAGUGUCCACUACUCCUGCCACAACAACAUCAGCUUCUCCUUCAGUUUCUCCUCCAGUGCGCUCAACAUCAGUCUCUCCUCCACAAACUCUCUCCGUCCCCCCAGUGCUUGUGAUUGUUCUGGGAGUUGUGCUCUUACUGCUCUUAGUGCCACUGCUUAUACUGAUUCAGCAGAACAGAGUGAUGAGGAGAGCUCUCUCUAAGAGGAGACACAAGAUGAAGACUGAGGCCGUUUAUGAGGAGCUUCAGCGGAGACCCAUUAAUAGACAUAGUCUCCCCACUCAGAGGGUAAACUCUUCAGUAGGAGUCACCCCUGACUACUAUAAUGGCAUCACCACCACAGAAGGUCCACCAGCUUAUGUGAAUGUGAGGUUGGCUGGUGGUCACAGUCGCUGUGCUGGUAGAGUGAAGGUUCUUCACAGAGGUCAGUGGGGAACAGUGUGUGAUGAUUUCUGGGAUCUAAAAGAUGCUGCAGUGGUGUGUAGAGAGCUGGACUGUGGAGAACCUGUAGAUGUUCUGUAUAAUGCUCAUUUUGGACAAGGAUCAGGACCAGUCUGGAUGAGUUAUGUCAUGUGUACUGGAUCAGAAUCUACACUGAAGAACUGUGGGUCAUUGGGAUGGGAUAAACACAACUGUGAUCAUUCUAAAGUUGCUGGGGUCAUCUGCUCAGAAGUCAGGCUGGUUGGAGGUUCUCGCUGCUCUGGGAGGUUAGAGAUACUUUAUGAUCAGACGUGGAUGUCAGUGUGUGACGCUGUCUUUGACCAGCAGGAUGCAGAGGUUGUGUGUAGAGAGCUGGACUGUGGGGCUCCUGUACAGGUGCUGGGAGCAGCUGCUUUUGACAAAGGAGACACUCAGAUGUGGACACAAGAGAAUCAGUGCAGAGGAAAUGAGUCUCAGAUUUCAUUCUGUUCAAUAUCAUCACACAAACACACCUGUGCCAGUGACAAUAUAUUCCUUAAUUGUUCUGACUGGUUUGGAGAGGGAAGUGGUGAAAUCUGGGCUGAUGUGUUUGAUUGUGACGGGAAUGAAACAAAACUCUCAGAAUGUUCCAUCUCUUCAUGGAGUCGAGCUGAAUGUUCUCACAGACGAGAUGUUGGAGUCAUUUGCUCUGAUUCCUCUCUGGCUCUUCAUGAUGGUCUGGUGCGGUUGUCUGGAGAGAGACAGUGUGAGGGGGAGCUGGAAGUUUUCUUCCAUCAGGUCUGGAGGAGAGUUCUGCUGGACUCCUGGACUCUCACUGAAUCCUCUGUGGUCUGCAGACAGCUGGGGUGUGGCUCUGUGCUGAACUUCUACGGCUCCUCUUCAUCCAGUCCUGAACACAGUCAUGAGUGUGUGACGGGCUUCCAGUGCUCUGGGAGUGAAGCUCAUCUGGGGAACUGCAGCUCUCCACAAACUCUCAACUGCAGCUCCACACAACAGCUGUACAUCACCUGCCUUGGCCGUGGGUCCAUCAGGCUGGUGGGUUCUGGGGGAGACUGUGCAGGGAGGCUGGAGGUUUUUCACAGCGGCUCAUGGGGGACAGUGUGUGAUGACUCCUGGGAUAUUAAAGAUGCCCAUGUGGUGUGCAGACAGCUGCAGUGUGGAGUGGCCCUCAGUAACCAGCAGGUACCAGCCUGGUUUGGUCCUGGUUCUGGACACAUAUGGCUGGAUGAGGUGGAGUGUGAGGGGAAUGAGACGUCCCUGUGGAGCUGCUCUUCUUCAGGCUGGGGAAAACAUGACUGUAAACACAAGGAGGAUGUAGGAGUCGUGUGCUCAGAUUUUAAAGAGACCAGGUUAACUGAGGGCUGUGAAGGGAAUGUGGAGGUUUUCUACAAUGGAUCUUGGGGUAAUGUGUGCUGGAACCAGAUGGACAGAGACACAGUGAGACAGAUCUGUCAAGAGCUGAUAAGAUCUGGUCUUUUGUCUGCUUCUACACCAAGACUGAAAUCAGCUCCUAACUGGCUGGAUAAAGUAACAUGUCGACCACAUGAUUCAAGUCUGUGGCACUGUCCAUCUUUAGCCUGGGGACAGAAUGACUGCAAAAGGGAUGAAGUGGCCACAAUCACCUGUUCAGCUAAUAGAAAGAAGGCUGAAGCCCGUCUAACUGGCGGGGGCCCACCACCACCUCCCCUAACCCCAUCUGAGGAGCUGGCUCUGUCCCUUAAUAAAGGGCGACCAGUGGUUGCUGGCAUUCCAGGGGGCACUUCAUCACACACACCAUGCACCACAAGUAACAUGGUGACAUAUACUGACAGAGGGAUUGUAUUAUUGGACCCUACAGAAAGAACACAGUCUGUCACAGCUUCUUCCAUCUCUGUUGUGUGCAAAACCCUGUUGGGGUUCCUCUGGGCCAUCUUCCUCAAUCCAAGGAGGGUGGCUCUCUCCUCUUAUAGUGGCAAUGUUGUGAAGCACAACACAAGCCACUAUGAUGUCGCAUGCCCUCUCUGGACUGACCCGGAGCCCACGCAGACACUGAAACCUAGACUUCAGGAUCCCUAUGAACGCCUAGCUCUCAGACUGAGUGGAGGUAAGGGCCGGUGCUCUGGGAGGCUGGAGGUGUAUCAUAACGCUGUGUGGGGCUCAGUCUGUGAUGAUCAGUGGGACAUCAGCGAUGCUCAGGUGGUCUGCAGGCAGCUGGGUUGUGGAGCAGCACUGAGGGCUGAUGGGAAUUCAGUCUUUGGUUCUGGUGAAGGUGUUGUGUGGAUGAACAGAGUCGAGUGCAGAGGGAAUGAGAUUCACCUGUGGGACUGUCCUCUCUCCCUGAAAAACCACACUGACUGCUCCCACAAAGAGCACGCUGGACUCACCUGUACAGAUUUUACAGAUGUAUCAGUGUCCUCUACUCCUGCCACAACAACAUCAGCUUCUCCUCCAGUUUCUCCUCCCGUGCGCUCAACAUCAGUCUCUCCUCCACAAACUCUCUCAGUCCCCCCAGUGCUUGUGAUUGUUCUGGGAGUUGUGCUCUUACUGCUCUUAGUGCCACUGCUUAUACUGAUUCAGCAGAACAGAGUGAUGAGGAGAGGAAGUGUCAUUUCUACAGAACAGCAUUCUGGGUAUGAAGAUGCUGAUGAGCUUCUUUCAGAAGAGCAACAAGUCACACCUGAAGAUUAUGAUGAUAUAAUCACUGUUGGAUUGAGACAUUAA